Messenger RNA from Protopolystoma xenopodis, 201 nucleotides. NCBI's taxonomy places the organism in Eukaryota, Metazoa, Platyhelminthes, Monogenea, Polystomatidea, Polystomatidae. The record is from the annotation of a GenBank genome assembly.
AUGGAUGCUAAAACGAGACUAGAACGAGAUCGGCUGAAGCACCAACGGAUUCAACGGGAAACAAAAUGCGAGGACUGGCUUCAUCGUAAGCGUAUCGAGGCGCAACGGCUUCGGGAAGAGGCUGCGCAGAAAACGGCUCAAAUAAUGGAAUGCAAACGAUUAGAGGAAGAGCAAAAGAUAUGUCGAUCCAGCCUCAAAUAA